AAGUGGAUGUCGCUUUGCUGUACAGUAGAUUACAAGCGGAUUGAAGUUUCUAGUGAUAUGAUACAUAUUAUACGAAUGUUAAAAAGUAGAUUUUCAAAGUGUUUCAUUUUGCUAUGGGUACAGCGCUGCAAAUAAAAUCAGGGUUAAAAUGUUCAUAGUUUAAUUUAUUUAUUGUUUUUGAUUUGAAGAACAUUAGAGAAAUUACUGUGAAAUCCAGCUAUUUUACAAUGUUUAGAGUGACGUGUGUACGGUAGGUAAAUGCGUAGAUUGCGUAAAAUGACAUGAAUUACAGAUGGAGGAAGAUACCCGAGGAUGCGACCCUUCGCUUACUGCUUCUAAUUAUUUAUUUAUUGACGAGGAAAUUGCCGUGAAUAAAUCUUAACAUUUUAGCGCACGUGUAAGAUUACUUUGGGUGUAUUUAAAAUUUAUUUUAUUAUUGCACUUACAAAAUAUUUCCCUUUCGAAACUGUCAGUAAAGGUUUUUCGUUAUUACAAUAUCACAGUGGUAGCGAAAUACCAUGAUAUCAUAAUAUUAUAUUCAACCGGCGCGCGGUGCCCUACAAAACGACGGCGAGCUAAUUCUCAUUCACAACGGCCAACGCUGACAGCACAGCGACGGCAGAGUAAACCGUUUGAAAGUAAAAUCCGUCAUAAGUCCUUAGUUCCUAUUUCGUACACAUACAUACAUUAUUGUACUGUACACACACACGUUGUCGUAUUAUUAUUGUACACAUUGCGUUACUUUCUACCUUCAUAUACAGGGUGAUAGUGAGUCGCUCUUCGGUCGUCCGAUCAACCUAGGUAGAUUCACCGAUAUUUUGUCUUACAAAAUAAUUUAUAUUUAAAUAAUAACGUAAUAUCCAUAACUACUGCGAUCAUGACUAAAAAUCAAAUACUUCACCACAACUUCAACAUUAAUCGAACGUUUGUACGAGAAAUUCUACAAUAUUACAUAUUAUGAUACGUAAAAAAUAAUAAUAAAAAGCAAAAUAAAUCUCUAGUCCUAAAUAAUAUCAAAUAAAUCAAUGAAAUCAGUUAUUACGGUUCAUUAUUAUUGUCUGUGGUUGCGGUGUUCAGUUGAAUUGGUAUACCUACAUCGUUAGUUGAUUCUUUCGUUUUCUGAACACUCUGUAUCGGAGCUAUGGACAUGAACAAUGCAAUUUGAUGUCACGAUUAAUAUUUGACCGUACAUAAUAUUAUAAGUGUUAGUUACAACCUACCUAAUGAGAGUGCAAUAGUAAUUGAACGCGUUAGUUGGCCGUCUGCGAGUUCCGUCGAUUUUAGUGUAUGUGUAACCGUAUUUAGACUAAAAUAAUAUAUAAUACGACGAUUGACAGUACAAAAUGGAAUGUCAAUGUUCUUUUUUCGUUUGCACAACCUUCGCCGUGAGGAGGAAAUAAAAAAACGCCGGAAACGAGGCAUGAGGCACAGGCAUCAGCUAACACUGGCGCCCAGCCGGUUGUUCGAGAAACCGCCGCUAACGCCAUCUGAUAGCCUAGAUGCGGUUGCCUUGCAAAUUCCCAGGGUACGAGUGGAAUAUUACGUUAACGAAAAUACUUUCAAAGAACGUUUACAAAUAUAUUUUAUUAAAAACCAACGCUCAAGUCUUCGUAUUCGUAUCGCAAAUUUAUUUUUCAAACUACUAACAUGUGUUUUAUAUAUCGUCCGCGUCGUACUCGAUCAAGAUCCCACGUCCGCGACUUGUUAUGGAUGCAAAAUGGGAAACAAAACAGAAUUCCUAUGGAGCCGAAAUUUGACGGACGAGGCAUUUCAAGCGAGACCCAUUAUCAAUUGGGAUGCGAUUCAAUGGGUAAAACGACCGUUAGAGCUGUGGGUGAUACAGUGCGGACUGGCAGUUUUCGCCCUAUGCGAAUCACUUCUUCUCACAUACAUCGGUUACAAGGGAAAUGUAAUGCAACAACUACUAUCAUUCCACUUCCUUUUAGAGUUGAUCACAACUGUACCUUUUAUUUUCACAAUUUUCCAACCAACAUUGAUCAAUCUAUUCAUACCAGUGUUUCUAAACUGUUGGUUGGCGAAAAAAUCCUUAGAAAAUAUGUUUAACGAUCUUCACCGUGCCAUGCAAAAAUCUCAAUCAGCACUGUCCCAGCAGUUGAUGAUACUUUCAGCCACUCUUCUCUGUUUAGUAUUUACUAGUGUAUGUGGUAUUCAGCAUUUCCAAAGAGCUGGCCAUCGGCAUCUGAGUCUCUUCCAGGCUACUUAUUAUGUGGUGGUCACAUUUUCUACGGUCGGAUACGGUGACUUUGUGCCAGACAUUUGGCCUUCUCAGCUCUAUAUGGUUGUCAUGAUAUGCAUAGCACUCAUCGUUCUUCCAACACAAUUCGAACAGUUGGCGUUCACAUGGAUGGAGAGACAGAAACUUGGUGGUUCUUAUUCAUCUCAUAGAGCACAUUCUGAAAAACAUGUAGUCGUCUGUAGUACAACUCUUCAAGCUGACACAAUUAUGGAUUUUCUUAAUGAAUUUUACGCACAUCCAUUACUUCAAGACUAUUUUGUGGUCCUAUUAUCACCAAUGGAACUUGACACCACAAUGAGAAUGAUUCUCCAAGUACCUAUUUGGGCACAAAGAGUUAUUUAUAUUCAAGGGUCGUGUUUGAAAGAUGGAGAUCUGUCCAGAGCUAGAAUGAGUGACGCUAAAGCUUGUUUUGUUUUGGCUGCCAGAAAUUAUGCUGACAAAACUGCUGCAGACGAACACACAAUCCUACGUUCGUGGGCGGUCAAGGACUAUGCUCCGACUGUUCCCCAAUAUGUUCAAAUAUUUCGACCAGAAAAUAAAUUACACGUGAAAUUUGCUGAGUUUGUUGUAUGUGAGGAUGAGCUUAAAUAUGCUCUUCUUGCUAAUAACUGCACAUGCCCUGGAGCAUCAACACUUGUAACACUUCUACUGCAUACAAGUAGAGGACAGGAAGGUCAGACUUCGCCUGAGGAAUGGCAUAGGCUGUAUGGCAGAUGUUCAGGAAAUGAAAUCUACCACAUACUUUUAGGAGACAGUAGAUUUUUCGGUGAAUACGAAGGCAAAAGUUUCACAUAUGCAAGUUUUCAUUCACAUCGAAAGUUUGGUGUAUCAUUAGUGGGCGUGCGGCCGGCCGAUUUACCUGAGUUUUAUGAAGACACAAUACUUUUAAAUCCUGGGCCUAGGCAUAUAAUGAAGAAAUCCGAUAUAUGUUAUUACAUUAGCGUUAAUAAGGAAGAAAAUUCAUCGUUUGUUGUUUCAAAUAAUGGUUCUGCGCCCUCAAAACAUCUUGAUAGUAUGUUAAACAAUGAUAAGCCCACUGAAGUUCAAAAAACUAUUAGAGAAAGUUACACGUUCCAAAACAAACAAACAGAAGAACCGACAAUCGUAGGUAAUCAUUUGAAUAUCCCAAAGCCAAUGGAUAUGAACCCGAAUUUAUUGAGCCCUGAAGUGUUGGGUCAAAGAAGAGGUAGUCGCCGUCCAAGUAUAUUACCAGUCGCUGAAAAUAUAACAGGUUCGUCAUUAAACAUAUCUGUACCUCCCCCAGAAGAAGAUGGAGACGAAAGCGAAGAUGAACUCGAAGAUGAGGUUCCAUGGAGAUCGCCGAGUGAAAAGAUAGCAUUCCGCGUUACAGCGGAUGGCGAGGAAGACGUUUACACACAGCCUGUUUGGCAUGCUGAGUGGACCAGAAUAGUCAAAGGAUUCCCACCAGUGUCACCGUACAUAGGAGUCAGUCCUACAUUGUGUUAUUUAUUAAAAGAAAAAAAACCGCUGUGUUGUCUACAGCUCGCCCAGGUAUGUGAACAUUGUUCUUACCGAAACGCCAAUGACUACAAUUGGCAAAAUAAAACCAUAAUUUUAGCUGCCGAUUACGCAUCUAAUGGAAUUUACAACUUUAUCAUACCAUUGAGGGCACACUUUCAUCCAAAAACGUCGUUAAAUCCGAUCAUCAUACUAUUAGAACGACGUCCAGAUAUUGCGUUUCUAGACGCCAUUUCAUACUUCCCACUUGUUUACUGGAUGUUGGGAUCCAUAGAUUGUUUGGAUGAUCUCUUGAGGGCUGGAAUAUUAUUAGCAGAAAACGUAGUGGUGGUAAAUAAAGAACUAUCAAAUUCAGCUGAAGAGGAAACAUUAGCAGACUGUAAUACCAUUGUAGCAGUCCAAACAAUGUUUAAGUUCUUUCCCAACAUUCGUAGUAUAACUGAGUUAUCUCAAUCAUCCAAUAUGAGAUUUAUGCAAUUCAGAGCACAAGACACCUAUGCGCUGCACUUAUCAAAAAUGGAAAAACAUGAAAAAGAAAGAGGCUCACACAUAUCUUACAUGUUCCGACUGCCAUUUGCGGCUGGUUCUGUAUUCAGUGCCAGCAUGUUAGAUACACUGUUAUACCAAGCAUUUGUAAAAGAUUAUGUCAUAACUUUUGUAAGAUUACUGUUGGGCGUAGACCAGGCUCCUGGUUCUGGUUUCCUAACCUCGAUGAAAAUUACAAAAGAAGAUAUGUGGAUACGAACAUACGGUCGUCUUUACCAAAAAUUGUGUUCUACUACUUGUGAGAUACCUUUAGGCAUUUACAGAACUCAAGAUUUGUCGAACAUAGAAUCACCACCGGAUGCAUGUGGUACAGACUGCGAUAAAAUAUCUGAGGGUUCGGAUCACGAAGCUUACAUGCCCAUUCCAACUAACUGUCUGCCUAAUUGCCACAGGAACCAAAAUUCUGUAUUUUCAAUUAACAUGCACGACGACGCCCGGGAUAAUCAUGACAACCUGAUCGAGCGAGCAGAAAUAGUAAACUUGGUCAGAUCUCGAAUGGACAGUUUAAAUUUACCUGCUGUCGACCACGAAGAAGUCAGCGAGAAACGGAGCAGUCUAUCAUACGUCAUUAUCAACCCUAGCUGCGACCUCAAACUCGAAGAGGGUGAUAUUGUAUAUAUUUUACGACCCAGUCCAUUUUCGGCCCAGAAAACGUUCGAGAGGCACAACAGCCGUCGGAAGUCCAACAUAAGUUUCAACUCUACAAUCGGGCAGCUGGGAUUCGGUUCGAGAAGGGGAUCGACCAUGGCGUUCCCGCCGUUCAUGACCAGGCCACCGCCGUUAGUCACCACCAAAGCAAACAGUCUGUCAUUGCCAGACAGUCCAACAGUGGGCAGUGCCCUCCGAGCUCGGUCCAACUCUCUACGUGUAGUCGACGACAUACUGUUAAGACGGUCCAAUUCGCUUAGACAAGGACUUUCCAUGACGUGUAACCGGAAGAGCAGCCUCGAAGAGUUAGGAGUGUCUCACUUUCCCAUCGGGUCAAUUGCUCACGAACGUAGACCCAGUAUGCAAGUAAGCCUAAGCGCUCGAUCAAUGAGAAAUAUCGUCACUGCGCGAAGGCGGUCUGAGCUACACCCGAGCGAGAUGAGCGGCAGUGCCAUAAAGAUCGCGCUGAACGGCAGCAUCGGGCUGGAGGUGACUCCGCCGGAAGAAGUGUCUUCGCCCGGCAUGUCCAGCAACACGAGCAUGGUGACGGUGCCGUCACUGCACCAUCCGCCUUUGCCGUCGCCGGUCAUGUCGCCGCACUCGUCGCACGAACACUUGCAGGGCACGAUUGUAUGAUACAACUUGAUGUGGGGCAAACGGAAGAGCAACAACGCUCGCAACAAGUGGCUGUGAACGCACGUCACUCACGUUCUUCCCGAUUGCUUCCACAUCCGGUCCACCGAUAUUAUAUGGCUAUAAUUGUAUAAUAUUAUAAUAAAAUAUGUCAUCACACGCGAGCGACAACGACAACAACAACGACGACAACGACAAUUGUUAUUAUUAUCAUUUAUGACACACACACACACACACACACACAUACCUAGACAAUACACACAAUUAAUUACGAGGCGUCAGUAUUGAAAAUAUCACAAGCCGCUAAACUGGACCAAACACACGCCUUUUUCCGUCGACAAUGAAUUUAAAUUUUGUAAUAUUGAUUUCGAAUAAUGUUAGAAGUUUUUCAUCAACUUUAAAAACAAAUACCGUACAACAUAUAUACGUAAAUAAAGACUCUUUGAGAAAAAAAUGUUUUCGUAAUCGUUACAAAAAGAAUAUAUGUGUUGGUACAUACAAAAACAAUUCAUGCGAGUCAAACCCUUUUCAUGGGUAACUCUAAAAGCUAUACACACUCAUACACAUACACAUACUCACACACAUAUUCACAUACGUACGCGAAUGCAUAUUGCAAUAUUUUACUAUUAUUGUGCAUAUGUCUAAGAUGAAAGAGCAACAUAUCCCUGACAAAAUAAUAUUAUCACAUCCUUAUGCGUUCCACGCAGUCUUCACAUUCAGCGUUAUUCUAUAUUUUUAUAUAUUUUAUUCGUAUGUGAAGUUUGCGAACGCGGUCGAUGUUUUUCAUUUCUGCGAAGUCAUACGGCACCGGCACGUGAAAAAUUAAAACGAUUAUGUGCCAAAAUAAAUAUGCACAUGACUACACUGUAUACAUAAUAUUAUAAUAUGUGUAUAGAUAAUAUAAUAAUAUUAUAUAGGUGUAUAAAAUCUACGAAGAUAAUAAAUUUCAUUCGUUUAGGAUAGGGGACUUACAAUAUGGAACUAAUAGGGUAAAGAAUAAGCUGGUAGAUAGGUAUACCUACAUACGACGCGUCGGCCGGCGGUGAAACGGUUUUUCUUUCGUUUGAAAUGAUCUUUAAAUUGCCAACGAACAGGGAUUCAUACGAUAUUGUUAUCGAGCGAAAUAUUGUCCGUCAACACAAGGGUAACUGCACCAUGCGAAGUGUAAAUUUUUUUCACUAAAUGGUUCUUAAUUUUUUUUUUCACCCGUCCCGUUAUAUUCUGAAUAAAACCGAAACAUUUCCCAGCCACUUUUUCCGCCACAAAACUAUAAAAUUACAUAAUAUUAUAUACCAUUUAAACACAUAUCAGUCAAAUAUUUCGACAUUUGAUGCAUUUCAAACAAUUUGUUGUCGAAUACACGACUUAUCUACAACGUACAAUUUACUUCAUUCAAAUGUUUUCGCUUUCUUUUUACAUAUUACUAAACAACAACCAUAUCAUUAAUGAUGUCAUCAUGAAUCAUGUGUUUAUAUUGCGUUAUGAUAGUCUCAGUGUUGAUAAAAUAUCUUAUCGUAACUACAAUUAAUAAUAUUAUGAUUCAAGUAACAUUACAAUGAUGUAGACAAUUCGUGAGAACAAACAUUUAUUGAUUCUGAUUUCCGAAUUGCAAUUACAGUCUUUAAUAUUGUUUGGCAGAUAUUAAAUUUAUCUAAUUUAUAAUUUAUUGUUAUGUACCGAGUUUUUAAAUAAUUUAAAUGUAAAAUAAUAACAAAAAAUAAAUAAAUACUACUUCUAGAUAAUGAAAUGUAUCCACUAAAAUCGGGGGGGAAAUAUUAUUUUGUUCAAUAGACUUUGUUUUGUUCUUGGUUUUGAAUACAAUAUUAAAAUGAACAUUCGGGCGUGGAGAAUACUCCAAAAUAAAAUAAAAAUAGGUAUAAUGUUUCAUUACUAUUAUAAUUGACGUGUUUCAGAAUCCGUUCAGAAUCCGUUCAUAGUAUUUACACAAUCGAUGAAUUACAUUUCUAUCUAUAUGAUCUGUGUUGUGAGUUAGUAGGUACAUUAUUUUUAAAUACGAUGGUGGGAAUUAGAAUUUUAAACAUAGAUAGAUAUUAACUAUUGUAGGUAUAUUUAUUUUGCCAUAACACGUAUGACGUAUCAUUGAAAAACAAUAAACUCAAACGUUUGACACAAAUUAGGGGCUUAAUAACAUUUUCAAUGUAGGGCGUACAUCAAAGAAAGAUACAAAUUAAAACAAUAUAAGUAUGCAAUUCUCGUUAAAAAAACCUAAUAAUAUUAAAUAAAAUAAAAUCAGUGAUAUACCUCCCUUAUUGUCCCUCUAUAUUAUGUUAAUUGUUAUAAUAUACUAAGAUAUUAUAUUAUAUACAUAUUUUCUUACUUACACGCUUUAUUGUAUAAUUAGAGUUAUGUAGAUCGUGCCCCGUUUUUAUGUUCUUGUCGAUGUUCAUAAAAAUGUAUACCUUAUUUUGUAAAUUUCGCAAGUAAUUAUGUCAUUGAUGAACAUGCGAAACUGGGACCAUUUGAUUUAUCAAUACGCGAUCGAUAUGAAUGUAAUACUAAUAUAAUAAUAUGGUAAUUGGUAGUUGAAAAUGAGAUAAAACGUUAAAAAUACCAAUAGGUAUACCUUGAUGUCGUUCGGUAAACUCAAAGUAAAAAAUUAACUAAAAUUGUAGACAUUACAUUAUAUAGGACAUCGCCGUGGUGAUGAAAUUUGUCUAGACUUUAGUUCCUAUAUAUUUAUGAUUCUAUUUAUGUAACAAUGUAUGGAAAUCAUACAAAGUAGACUUGAUCGAUAAAUGUAUGUAAAUGUAUAUUUAUAUUUAAAGUCAUAGACUAUUAAUUGUCGUAUUAUUAAAUGUAUUAAUGUGAUAGCAUUAUUUUCUUAUACUACGAGUACAAUAUCACACGCUGACGUUUUGGUACAUGCGAUAUUGUUCAACUGUGGGAACAAUGAUAAAUAAUAGAGACUAAUUAUCUUACUCUCGAACCCUUGUAUCUUUUGUAUUGACAUAACUAAAAGCCUUAUUAGCGUAAAGUUAUCUUUAUUGAAUAACUAUUAUAUUAUGAAAUAAAAAUUUAAAAAAUGAAUUCAAA
Molecule: messenger RNA, 8617 nt
Organism: Acyrthosiphon pisum (pea aphid)
Lineage: Eukaryota; Metazoa; Arthropoda; Insecta; Hemiptera; Aphididae
Gene: SLO2
Product: slowpoke 2
Exons: 28
Coding region: 1349-5566 (1405 amino acids)
Biological process (GO): potassium ion transmembrane transport
Cellular component (GO): plasma membrane
Molecular function (GO): outward rectifier potassium channel activity; intracellular sodium-activated potassium channel activity
Source: RefSeq, a predicted model, not a curated record